AUGGCAGCAUAAAAGCAGCCCCAUCCUACCAGCCACCCCUCCACCAACUUGCCCCUCCCACCUCAGCACAACAAAUAAAUCUCAUUCCUCUGGAAUUAUUGCUUCGUUCUCACCACCAUCGUCACUAAAUAUUUAGUUUAGAUCGUCCCACAGAGUUCCAUAGCUUCGCUCCGCCAAUAACAGCAAUGUCAUCGACCGAAGGCAAGGUGAGAAAUCAAAGUUUUGCGCAACAAGGGCUUGCCUCCAACAGUUGGGCUCGUCUAACCAAUUAUAGACCAUUACCUGCAGAGCUGCUGUCGCGUGGGAGCCCGGAAAGCCGCUUUCUAUCGAGGAAAUCGAGGUCGCGCCCCCCAGGGGGCAUGAGGUCAGAAUCAAAAUCCACUACACUGGAGUUUGUCACACCGGUAAUGAUUUACCUCACCGGAUAAUACAAGCUUCCGACAAGACUGAGACUAUGUAUUACAGAUGCAUACACUCUCUCCGGGAAAGACCCUGAGGGUGCCUUCCCCAUUGUCCUUGGGCAUGAGGGUGCCGGAAUUGUGGAGUCGAUCGGUGAGGGCGUUACCAAUGUGAAGGUGGGAGAUCACGUUGUUGCACUAUAUACCCCUGAAUGCCGUGAAUGCAAGUUCUGCAAGUCUGGAAAGGUAGUCUUUUGGCCUACCCCCCCCCCAACAAGAUAUUUAAACUAACGGGUGGGUGUGUAGACCAACCUGUGCGGCAAAAUCCGCGCCACCCAAGGGAAGGGUGUUAUGCCCGACGGAACAUCUCGGUUCAGGGCCAAAGGCAAAGACCUCUUGCAUUUCAUGGGCACAUCCACCUUCAGCCAGUAUACCGUGGUCGCAGAUAUUUCAGUCGUUGCCAUCACCUACGAUGUAUCCAUGGAAAAAACCUGCCUCUUGGGCUGCGGUAUUACAACUGGAUACGGAGCUGCAGUCGUUACGGCAGGUGUCGAGAAGGACUCCACUGUAGCUGUUUUCGGCGCAGGCUGUGUCGGCCUCUCGGUAAUCCAGGGUGCUGUGAAGUGCGGUGCCAACAAAAUCAUUGUCGUGGACGUCAAUGACAAAAAGGAAGAAUGGGGUAAGAAAUUCGGCGCAACCCACUUUGUCAACCCAUCCAAAAUUGGCAACCAGACCAUACAGGAAAGGCUUAUUGAAAUGACGGACGGUGGCCUGGACUACACAUUUGAUUGUACCGGAAAUGUUCAAGUGAUGAGAGCAGCCCUGGAGGCAUGCCACAAGGGUUGGGGUCAGUCGAUCGUGAUCGGCGUCGCUGCCGCCGGCCAGGAAAUUUCUACAAGGCGUUAGUCUCUCCUAAAGCCUCGGUGAUACUACUAUUGCUUAAGGCUUAACUGCUGGAUUUACUUUUGCUGACCACAUAUAUACACUUGUUUCCCACAACAGCAUUCCAGCUAGUCACCGGGCGUGUCUGGAAGGGUUGCGCCUUCGGAGGAAUUAAAGGUCGUACUCAGCUUCCCGACCUGGUUAGGGACUACACGGAAGGAAAACUGAAAGUGGACGAGUGUAAGUAUGCAGACAACUCCCAACCCUAUUGUAUAUUUCAUAAAGGUUGCGAAAGGGAGCUCUUUUUUUUUUCAGAGCUCGAUUGCGCCAUAGCGUUAGCGCCCACAGGGAGCCAUACAUAAAGAAUCAGAUAUACCCGUACUUGAAUUCUCAAGUCCUGUGGCUUGCCAAGCGCUAAUUAAACAGAGAGCUUUAAAAAAAAAAGAAUUCGCAACCUUCAGGAAAUCUACCGUACAACACAAGUGCACUUCUUAGGCGAAAAGAGUUGGGGGGUUAUCGGAAUUGGGAGAAAUUUGACUGACUGGUCUCGUUUAUGAUAUAACUCCUUGCAGUUAUCACCCACCGUGAGCCUCUCGGUCAAAUCAACAACGCAUUCGACCAGAUGAAGGCGGGUGACUGCAUCAGGUGAGUAAACCCUUGUUAUUAAUCGUUCUCAUGCAGUGCUAACCUGGGACUGGGUUCUAGAUGUGUCGUCAACAUGCAAUAAAAAAGGGUUCAAUUUGAGAUAUUGAAUGGGGCUGCUUGAUUUGCCGGUCUACCGCUCUUUUCUUCCUCUUUUUUUCCCGCCAUGUGGCGGUGGUGGAUAUUCCCUCUUAUCAUAGUUUUACGCUCUGGGGUCUGGCCAUUUCAAGCCCGAUGUGGUCUCUCCACACUUUUCUUUGUCUCUCUUCUUUCCUUUUUUCCCCCCUACUUCCGUCCUUCCCCAUACUACAGUACACGAGCGCCGGUCCGUACUUUUGCCAUACCGAUGCCGUAUGACACGAUCUUCCACACGGGAAUUUGAGUUUUUUUUCUUUUUUCCCUUGUUGCCCUUCCAUCCCAUACUGUACUCGAGUACCUAGCACUUGGGUGCUCGGCCACGUACUGUACGACAAGUGAAAGACAAAAUAUUAUACCAUGCAAGAA
Messenger RNA from Tuber aestivum (summer truffle), 2426 nucleotides. The record is from the annotation of a GenBank genome assembly. NCBI's taxonomy places the organism in Eukaryota, Fungi, Ascomycota, Pezizomycetes, Pezizales, Tuberaceae.